AUUUAAAGUUAGCUCCCUUGUUGGGCGCCUGUUAGCAAGCUAGGCAACAUUACCCAGCUGCCUCAGCGUGACUGGCGACGUCUUUGCAGGAUUCGUGUGUUUUGAUGGACACAACUGAUGGAGGAACGAGCGUUAGCGGUUAGCUAGCUGGUGCGGUUCUGGGUCACCGAGUGUUGCCAUGGCGAUCGUAAGAAGGAACUAGUCGGAUAGGUCAGAAACGCUCGAGCUGGCUAAGCUACGUGCUAUGUGACUUUGACGCCUGUCCAAGGCAGCUGGAAGGCGAAGCCUCUUAAUAGUGGUGCUCCCUGGCUACAAGAGUGCUGUUAACGUUGGCCAACGGGGAGCAGCGACAGAGAGAGCCCGCUAAGACGCUGCGUGGUGGAGGGAAUCGGAGCGGGCCACACGCACAACAACGCAAACUGUAGGUGGGUGACAUGGCGACUGGAGGCGCUCCGUUCGGUGACAGUGCAGAAGAGCUCCACAACUGGGUUGUUUCCAAUGGCAGCCUGGAAGAUCGACUCAACAACAUGGACUGGGGUGUGCAGCAGAAAAAACCCAACCGAUCCUCUGAGAAAAACAAGAAGAAGUUGCCGGCUGUGGUUGUGGAGAGCCGCCUGACUAAUGAUAUCUCACCAGAGUCCACCCCAGGGGCCGGUCGCAGGAGAGCCCGCACCCCUCAUUCCUUCCCUCACAUCAAAUAUACCACUCAGAUGUCUGUCCCAGACCAGGCUGAGCUGGACAAGCUGCGUCAGAGGAUCAAUUUCACCGACCUGGAUGAGAGGAGCAUUGGCAGUGAUUCGCAGGGUCGUGUCACAACAGCCAACAAUCAGCGCCAGGUAGCUGGAGAGACCAAGAAGCCCUACAACUUCCUACCUCUGCAUGUAAACACUAACAAAAGCAAGGAGCUGCUCCCUCCCUCCUCUUCGGCCCCAACCACCCCAGCUAUCAUGAAGGAGGCCAAAAAGCAGAGCCCAGGAUUUAGGGAUACAUUAACUCCCGUGGUUCCUAUCAAGGAAUCACCGAGGCUCAGUCGUGGCGGUACCGAGAGAGGGCUCUUGGUGCAGAGAGAAUAUGGAAGAGGACAGUCAAGAAUAGACAGCAGUCAGGUUGUGAGCAAACUGGUACAGAUCAGAGAGUACAUAAGUAAGGUGAGCUCCAUGCGCGAUGACCUGGUGGAGAAGAAUGAUGUGCCGGCAAAUGUGGAGCGUCUUUCUCAACUUAUCGACCACCUCAAGGAGAAGGAGAAGUCCUAUUUACGGUUUCUGCAGAAGAUGCUGGCACGGGAGAAUGAAGAAGAUUAUGGGGGGACCCUUGACUCUGCAGUGGGCUCAGGUUCUCUGGCAGUGAGCACUACUCUAAACAUUGAGGUUCACUCGCCUGAUACUUCAAAUGCAACGGGCGGCAGACCAGAAUCUGUGUGUGUGGACGAGAAGGAAGAGUUGGAGAAUCUGUGUAAGCAGCAUGAUUUGCUGAAGAAAAUGCUGGCGCAGCAAGAGCAGCUCAGGGCCCUGCAGGGCCGACAGGAGGCACUGAUGGCCAUGCAGCACAGUGCAGAACAAGCACUGGCUGUGAUUGAAGACACUGUUGUCACAGAAACCACAGGCAGUGUGUCAGGCUUGAGCAUCACGUCAGAACUGAAUGAAGAGCUAAAUGAAUUGAUCCAGCGAUUCCACAAUCAGCUUCAUGACUCUCAGACCAAAGCAGUGCCAGACAACCGUCGUCAGGCAGAGAGUCUUUCCCUAUCCAGAGAGGUGAGCUGGUCUAGGUCUCCCCAGGCUAUGGGUCCACCUCAGCACAGACCUCUUCUCCACUCAGCCUCAGGCCCUCAAAUUGGUCUUGAUACAGGAGCAACAGCUGCUAGCACCAAACUCACCAAGCUCCAAGAGCUCCAAGACAAAAAACAAACUAUGGACAAGAUACUUCAGGAGUUGCAUUCACUCAGAGACCAGACUCUCAAUAAUAAUUCAUGUCGUGGCUUGCCAACACAGUACAGUCUGAGUAUGGGAGGAUCUUCAGAUUGUCCACCUUCUCUCUGUCCUAGUGGGGCAUCAGUUUCCACUUCCUUUCAUCCUUCACUCGCAGAACAGCAGAACAGCUCUAACUCCACAGACAAACUCAGAAAGCUAAAGGAAGUCCACAAGCGUUUGAAUGAGCUGCGAGAAUUGGUUCAGUACUAUGAACAGACUUCUGAUAUGAUGGUGGAUGCUGUCAAUGAGAAUGUGAAAGAGGCUGAUGAUGAAGAGGAGGAGGAAGAUGAGACAGAGGACAGUUCUAUGUUUGAGGCCAUGUUUGACUCUGAACAGGAGAACCGCCAUCCUGUGACUAAUAUCAGAAACUCCCAGCGCAGUGGAAACUGGACGGACUUAAACAGCCUGACCAACGGACGGAGUGUAAGAAGUGGUGCCGCUAACAACCGUGAUGGCAGACUUAACACAGAGUGCGAGAUCAACAACCGGUCGGCAGCCAACCUCCGUAGCCUCAACAUCUCCUCAGUUAUAGAUUGUCAGUACAAUAGGGACACAUCUUAUAAUGAAGUGAAGGAUGAGGAUGAAGAAGAGGAAGGUGUUGAUAAUGAAGUGCCACAGGCUGUUGCUCCAGACAGUGAGGCAUCAGGAUCUAGUCGGAGAAGCAGCUUGGAUGGAAGUUUUGCCCAGAAUGCACAUCGACAAACUGCGAAGCAAAAACUCCAGCAGCUGAAGGAACUUGUAGCAAUGGUUCAGAGUGACGACACCGAUGCCACAACUGCGAAUGAGGAGGAAGCUUUACAUCAGCAGCCGAACAAUACCAGAGCCACUCCAUCUAGGUCACAAGGAUCCGGAUCUAAACAGAAUGCCAGAGAUCUGACCCUCUCUAGCAAGGCCAGAGAAAAGCUAUAUGAGGAGAAGCUGCUUCAGCAGAAGCAAGAGUUAAAGCAGCUGCAUGAAGAGCGCCAGAGGCUCAUUGAGAUACAAGGCAAGAUCCAAGACCUUCAGUGGGCUUGCCCUGACCUCCAGUCAUCUGUGUCCAGCACUGCGAGCCAGCAAGGCUUGCUGAGGAAGGUCCCAAUAGCAGUUUCCACUCCAGCCACUGUUCAGGCUUCUUCAUCCUCCAAAACUAACCCCAUUGUACUCAAACCUACUGCUCCAGAAGCAGCUACAUCUUCAGUCACUGACAAUGAGCAGCUUUGGUCAGAGAUGCGUCGCCACCAGAUCCUGCGGGAAGAAUUGCGUCAACGUAGAAAACACUUGGAGUCCUUGAUGGCUGAACACCAGAGACGUAGUGGUCUCAACGAUUCCCCUUGCCAGACUGAAGAUCAAGAUGGCCUCGCUACGCCCCCACAAACUGUUAGUAGGGAUGAAAGGACGAUGGCGACCUGGGGUUCCACUCCCUGUAACCUGGAUGGUGAUGAUGAGGAUGAAUAUCAAUCAGAGGUGGGUGUAGAAGAGGAAGAAGAGCAGGAAGAAUGUACAGAGAGCAGCUCUGAUGAAGACGACAUCCACAUCUACUCAUCAAGCAGGAACCAAUGCUCCUACAGUAACAGAAACAACCAUGGAAGUAAUCUGAAGCCCCCACCAGCUUUCUCAGGUGAUGAUAGUCGACAUUUUCAAAACAAGACUCAGGCCAAACAACAGCACCAACAGUCCAGAAGCCUAAACCAGUCUGUGAGCCAGCAGGCAGGUGCUCGACGGCAAGAAAACCUACGCUGGGCAUCCGAGCUCUCAUUUAUUGAAGGCUCAUGCCAGUGGCAGGACCAAGUCAACCAGCUGCAGAAACAGCUGGACUUCAGCACCAGCAUGUGUCAAACGCUCCUGCAGGACCAGCAGAUGUUGUCGUACAUGUUGCAAACCCUGCUGACAGGUCAGUACAGCGUGUUACCUAACAAUCUGUCAUCCCCACAAGUCCACCUGGUCAUGCACCAGCUCAACCAGUGUUACACCCAGCUGGCUUGGCAACAAAACAAUGUACAAAGACUAAAGCAGGUCCUGAACGACCUUGUGCAGCAGCAGCAGCAGCAGCAGCAGCCUUCCUCAUCAGCGGGUUGGCAAACACAGAAGCAGACCUCAUCCCAGGAAUCUAAUUCUGGCCCCUCAGCUUCUCCUGGUGUCUUUCUCCCUUUCUCCUCUGCCCAACAUCCUUUAGCCAACAACUUGUCAACUACUGCCUUAUCGCCAUUCCCUCCUGGCUUUAACAUGUGUCCGCCGUUUCCUGCUGCUCUGGGUGAGUUCCCUCAGGGUGCAACAGGCCAGGCUUCUCCUGACCACCACAAGCAGCAGUUGGACCCCAACACUUCUAUCAAAACGGAAUACAUGAGUUUUCCUCCUCCACUGCAACGCUCUCCUCUUAACACUGCUACAGAAAGAGAACCAGCUAAAUGGCUUAACACCAGUUAUGCAAACAACACCGUCCACCAUCGGCCGUCGAAAAAUGAACCUCAACAGUCGUUAUCCUCGUCCCCCGUGUUCAACCACCAGUCACAACCUCAAGACUUUGACCAGGCGUCGCAGGAAAGUUUCAGCAGCAUGCCAGGUCCUGUUGAUCCCGCCACCGUUACAAAGACUUUCAAGGCUGGACACAAGGCCUCUGCCAAAGCCAACCUCGCCUCCCGCAGUAAAACUCCCAAUUCCAAGAGUCGCCGCAGGAGGAGCAAAGGACAUAACAAGAACAGUAAAGUGUAUGAGAGUGACAGUGUUAGCAGCACUGCAGACUUCACCCAGGAGAGGGCAGCUGCGUCUCGUCAAAAAGAUCAGAACCAGAGUUUAUUGGAUAAGCUGACUCAAGAGAAACUAGACAGCAAAACUAAGCCUGGGAAUAAACGAAAUGACCUCUCUUCAGCCUAUGCUUGGAGAACACCCUUCCUCUCUAACAGAAUUGCAUGCACAGAAGCACCAGAUGCGAGCAGUGAUUUCUCACUCUUUGAAGCACUGAGGGAGACCAUUUACUCUGAAGUGGCUACUUUGAUAUCUCAGAAUGAGUCCCGACCCCACUUUCUCAUUGAACUUUUCCAUGAGCUGCAGCUGCUCAACACCGACUACUUACGGCAGAGGGCACUGUAUUCCCUACAGGAUAUCGUUACCAGACAUUUGGCAGAGAAGAGUGCGGCUGAGGACCAGUUGCCUCCUCUUGGUCCUGUGGUGUGGACUGCAGGCUCUCAGUCUGAGCUGACACCCAGUGAGAGCCUAGCCACCAGUGAUGCAGAGGUGGUGGAGAAAAACCUUAGGCUCACACAAGACACAGUGAAGAAGAGGGAUGAUGCUGAAUCCAUGGACAAUGACAGCACCAUGUCAACCUCCUCCAAUCUGGAACCAUUUGCUAAUGAUGAUCUGGGCAACACAGUGAUUCAUUUAGACAAAGCUCUGGCCAGGAUUAGGGAGUAUGAGCGCAUGAAGCUUAAAGCUGAAUUUACCCCCUGCAAUGGCAGCACUGCAGGUGCAGCUGGUUCUGAUGCCGCAAUUGCUGACCAUCCUUCUGCUAACCCUGCUGAACCAGUGGAAGGAGGUGAAGCUGGUGAUGUGCACUGUCCUCAGAUUGACACCCAGCAGUUGGAUCGUCAGAUCAAAGCCAUCAUGACGGAGGUCAUUCCUUUCCUUAAGGAGAACAUGGACGAGGUAUGUUCCCUCCAGCUUCUAACAUCUGUACGGCGCAUGGUCCUCACGCUCACCCAGCAGAAUGAUGAAAGCAAAGAGUUUGUCCGCUUUUUCCACAAACAGCUGGGUGGCAUCUUGCAGGACUCUCUCAGUAAAUUUGUGGGCCGUACUCUGAAGGACUGCGGGGAGGACCUUUUGGUGGAAAUCUCAGAGAUUCUCUUCAAUGAACUGGCUUUCUUUAAGCUAAUGCAGGAUUUGGACAGCAACAGCAGCAGCAUUGCACUGGCAGCCAAACACAGAAAUAAAAAGAGGACCGAGAAACCCAGAACAAAGAACAGUCCCAGGGAAAAUCCAGUGGCUGGAUCGUUUUCGCCAGCAUACACAGAUGAAGACAAGGACCAAGAUGAAGCUGAGCAAGCAGGCGAUUCUACCCUUCAGGAGCUUUACCUGCAGACGGAGAAAAAGAAUAGCCAGAGCAGUGAGGCCUCAGACCUGGAGGAGGAAGAUGAGGGACAUGGACAGAGAAUGCCUCUUUCAAUCAGCCUUUCCAAAGCAGAGACUCAGGCCCUGACGAACUACGGCAGUGGGGAGGAUGAGAAUGAAGAGGAGGAAAUCGAGGAAUUUGAGGCAGGACCUGUAGAGGUCCAAACGUCCCUGCAGGCUUCUGCUGAUGGACAGAUGGAGCAGGAGGGGACCACAGCUACUGAAGGCCAGGAGACAAAAACUGAACAGACGAAUUCAGAGAAUGAGGAAAUUAAAGUGGCAGUUGAGGCUGUGGAUUCCACAGUAGACGAACAAACCACAGUGGAGAGUCAUGAGGAAGACAGUAAAGGUGGGGAAGCUGCUGUUGCUGCUUCAGAAGAAAAUACUGUCUUCCACAGUCAGGACAUCUCAAAGGAGCCGAUGUCCACGAGCAGCCCUGACACCGACUCGCCUGUCAUGAUCAAUGUAGAUGAGAUGGGCUCAGGUAACACAAGCCAGAAGUCUGACGAGGAAGACUUUGUCAAGGUGGAAGAUCUGCCACUGCAGCUCACAGUCAUGUGCGAGGAGGAGCUUCAGAAGAGGAUCGUCGAGGAGCAACAGAAUAACAACCUGUCGGUAGAAAUCCUCAACGGUAACACCGGACCAAUGACUGGGCUGGUGGGAAAUGCUCAAGCCCUGAAGGAACCAGACACCACUGAUUCGCCGAGUAUCUAAGGAAUCAUACAGAUGUCUCAACAUUCACCCUUUUUAGCAACACUAUGGUUACACACUGUUCCAGAUGUGCUAGUUUUUAAGAGCAGCCUGUGUGACUCUCACAAAAAACUAAGUCUCUACAAACGUAGAUUAUUUUAUGGAUGUUUAAUGUGAUUUAUUGGUUAUCUGGGAAGGGGUUAUCUCUAGGCUGCUGAUUACCAACAGUUAAGCCUCUGUUUAGUCUUUAUAGUAAGUAAACUGCUGUUCAGAUCUGCCUUAGUCUUCUCUGUUCUGGGAUCACUUUGACAAGUUGUGACCUUUUUGUGUUUUGUUUGUCUUGGUCCUGCCUUACUAUUGUGCAGCUCAUCUUUCCUGCACUUAAUUCCUAAUUAUAAAAAGAUUACAUUAGGAUAAAAGUAAGCCGUCUCCCGGCUGAUGUGAGCUAAUUGUUUCCCUGGCUUAAACACUCUUUAUCCUUUACAUCAGAGCUUCAAGCUCUGACUUAGAUUUUAUCUCAGACACAUCUUUAUAUACCAUUUGUUCUGUUCUGUAAUGGUUAGUCUUCAUUGAUUUUCAUGCAAUUAAAAUGUUAAAGUUUUAAAUAAUAAAAUGCUGAAACUUUA
Molecule: messenger RNA, 7363 nt
Organism: Betta splendens (Siamese fighting fish)
Lineage: Eukaryota; Metazoa; Chordata; Actinopteri; Anabantiformes; Osphronemidae
Gene: pcm1
Product: pericentriolar material 1
Exons: 40
Coding region: 435-6761 (2108 amino acids)
Biological process (GO): cilium assembly; microtubule anchoring at centrosome; centrosome cycle
Cellular component (GO): centrosome; ciliary basal body; centriolar satellite
Source: RefSeq, a predicted model, not a curated record